AUGAGCAGAAGAUCUACACGGACCGAACGAAGGCUACGCUCAAUCCGGGUCGACGUCGGAAAUGCUGAAGCAUUUACCACCAGAUCAAGGAGAGUUUCUGGCCGGUUAACGAAAAGUGAGGUGGGUUCUUUGAUGCUUCUUCUUGCUGCCGACGCUGUGUUAGAAGACGGAAGGGAGGAACGUGAUAUGUUAAGCACUGAACGUCUCGCGUUAAAGAUGGGUCUUCUAAAUAUGAAUCAUGCUCCUCUCGGAUCUCCUGAAUUGCCUAAGAAUUUCUCAGAUGUGGAUGGUAGUGCGUCUUCUGCUGGAGAUUCUGACAGUGUCGUCGAAAGGGCUAUCAAUCCUUCGCAAGCCGAUGAGGAAUACACAAACGUCCCCACGCAUCCUUUUCUGAUUGAACACAUCCUUCUUAAUGUGAUGGAGUUUUUGCCGUGGGAAAGUUUACUACGUACACGGGGUGUAAACAAGUUUUUCUUUCGCUUGUCAUUAUCCUUCUUGAGUGUAUGCCGACCGCCACGCAGUACAACACCAGCUCUAUUCAUUCCGUGUCAUGAGGAUCUGUUGAUGAAUGAAGAUAUUAUUGAGGCGCAGUUAUCAUCUGCACGUGGUUCGUGGGUGUGCUCUGAGUGCGGAAUGUUGGUAAACCUUCGUACCUCGCGCCUUAAGCCUUGCUGUCAAAAUUCACGCCCUGAGGGACAGCGAAUGUUUAUUGGUCAACUUCGACGUGAUGGUACUGUCCCAAUGGUAAAGUGGCUCAUGUCAACAGUUUUGCAGGUGCCAUCUGAUGCUCUUAUUUCAGUGGAGAACCAUCGUAACAAGACUUCUAAUCGAGGAAAAGGCUGUGCCUGGGUGACGCUACGGGAGUCUGCAGUAUCCAGUCUCCUGAAAUACCAUCAUCGUAUUUUCUUCGAUAGUGUGCGGGGUGUUGAAGGUGUUUGGGUGGUGCCAUCUCAUUCUCGUGAAAUGUUGGCCACCGUCGCCAGUGUGCGAGGAUCAAUGCCGGAUCGAGCAAAACACAUGCCACGCAACACACUUGUUGUGGAGAUGCCACUCUCAGUGUUAUCACCGGUCCCACCCCCACCACGACCUGCAAUUCCAAUUGACAGAAUGAAUAUGAUUUCACUGACACCACCACCACUACUACCACUGCCAAUGCCACUGCCACCAACAUCGUCAAUGUCACCGCCGCCUUAUGAUGUUUCGUCGAUGUUGAACCAACGGAGUGGCCCUAAACCGCGAGGACCAUGGAGGCAUGACCCCUACUCCUUUUCAUUGAUUAUUUCCCCUCAGUUUCAUUAUUAA
Molecule: messenger RNA, 1302 nt
Organism: Trypanosoma theileri
Lineage: Eukaryota; Euglenozoa; Kinetoplastea; Trypanosomatida; Trypanosomatidae
Exons: 1
Coding region: 1-1302 (433 amino acids)
Source: RefSeq, a predicted model, not a curated record